Ictidomys tridecemlineatus (thirteen-lined ground squirrel) is the source of this 7222-nucleotide messenger RNA. RefSeq names its product ARF like GTPase 6 interacting protein 6 (gene Arl6ip6). NCBI's taxonomy places the organism in Eukaryota, Metazoa, Chordata, Mammalia, Rodentia, Sciuridae. The record is from RefSeq and is a predicted model, not a curated record.
GCGGGUGGAACUACGCGAAAGGCAGAAAGAGGUGGGUCGAUAUGACAGAGUGAGCGCGCCGGGCGGUGAGCUCCUGCUAGCAAGGAAGCUAAAGAAGAGUGUGAGCGUAGAGGGGAAGAAGGAAGAAAGCAAAUAGGUUAGAAAAUGUGUAUCAUAGUGGUAUGGGCGGGCGCUAGGACCCGGCGCCAAGAAGAUGCGGCUUUGGGGCUGCCGGGGUUCGCGCUCCCUUGGAGACAACGCAGCAGUGCCAGAGGUCUUUGGCCGGGACGAAACGCUGCAGGGAGGGGUGACUUGUCUGCAGCCGGCCUCGGCUUGACUUUCCCUACGCAGAAUUCUGUAUCCCUUCCCGCCUAUUGCAGCGGGAUAGAGCUCCGGUCUCGGAUGGCACAGCCUCGCCUCCUGCUCCGCGGUUCCUUCUUGGCUCCACAGCCCACCCUUUAGCACCCCUGAGCCCUUGAGCUAAGUGGUCGAGGCCGUGGCGUAGCCCGGCUGCUGAUUGGCGAAGACGAGGGAGGGGCGGGGCUGUGGGAAACUCUGGGGCCCCCGCGGUUCUGUGGUUAUUUCCCGCCAUGUCGUUUGUGGAGAGCGGCCGGCGUUCGGCUCCGCGGCGUCGCGGUCUUGGCACCCCAGCACCUUUCUCUCGGCCUUUGUAUUCUGUAUUCUCUCAGGGGGACAGCUGGGGUGAAGGCGAAGUUGAUGAGGUGGAAGGAUGCGAUCAAGUGGCCCGUGACUUGCGAGCGGAGUUCUCAGCCGGGGCGUCGUCGGAGCCCAGAAGGGGCUCCCAGCUUCUCCCGCCGGACGGCGGUGGGUCGCCCGUCCUAACCGAUAAACGCAAUGGCAUUUUCCCCGCAGCUACGCGUAGCCGGACCCAGGCUCGGCGAUGGCCGAUCCAGGUCCUGUCUAUUUUCUGCUCGCUGCUGUUCGCCAUCCUCCUCGCUUUCCUCCUCGCCAUCGCCUACCUGAUCGUUAAAGAGUUGCAUGCUGAGAAUUUGAAAAAUGAAGAUGAUAUAGAUACUGGACUAUUAGGAUUCUGGACUCUACUUAUAAUAUCCCUAAUUGCUGGAUUCUCCUGUUGCAGUUUUUCUUGGACAGUUACAUAUUUUGAUUCUUUUGAACCAGGAAUGUUUCCUCCUACUCCUCUUUCACCUGCCAGGUUCAAGAAACUGACUGGACAUUCUUUCCACAUGGGCUAUAGCAUGGCAAUUUUGAAUGGCAUUGUAGCUGCUCUUACUGUGGCAUGGUGCCUCAUGUGAAACCACACUGGAGCUAUAUUUUGGCAAAAUUGUGAUUAUUUUGUAAUAACAGAAAAAAGAAAACAUCGCCUGCUCAGAAUACUAAGAAGUCAUUAUAUGGUUCAGAUACAUAUCAUAAUCGUCAUCAUCAUGAAGGAUCUUUUAAAACAUCAUUCUGGAGUCUAGGCAUUGAAAAUAUCUUGAGCAUUAAGUUUCGAAUACUUUUUAAAAGUAUAAGAUUCUUACCUCAUUCUUUUACUUUUGUUUGUGUGUUUCUUAUAAAAUAUAGAAAACAUUUUAAUGGAAAUCAAACUUGGACACUUGAAUACAGGAUAAUGCCUACCUUUCCAUGUAUGUAUAUAUAUAUAUAUAUAUAUAUAUAUAUAUAUAUACUACAAUUUUGCUAAGAAAUACUGAUUAAUUGAGAUAGAAAUAUUUCUUUCUUACAUAUUACAUUAUGAAAACAAACUGCUUACUUUUCUGACAUUUUAUAGAAGCUACUUUUAAAUAAAAAUAUUUAGUUUUUGAUAUUCAUGUAAUAGAAUGUGCAUUUAUAUCUUUUAUAAGGCAUAGUUCUUUAUGUUUUUUUAACAUAUUUUCCUACUACAUUUUGAAUCUACAUUUUUUUUUUAAAUUAUUGCAUCUAGACAACUUUAAAUGUUAUUUCUUGGCUUGUGCAAAACUAAUACCUGCCAUUUAUACUAAAUAUUUUUGUCUGAAACUAAUAAGCACAUUGAUGUAAGUUUAAAAUUAAGUAAAUUUGUUUGUAAAAAAAAAUUACUGAAAAGAUAAACUAUUUCAGUCAUUAAACUAUUAAGAAUUUGAGACUAUUCAUUGUUUCUAUUUUCCAACAUUUUACAUAUUUAUCUUGUUGUAAAUAUGGUUACUUCAUCAGAACUUAUUUUGUUUUUAAUAAAUGAAAACCUGAAUUUUUUGUAGGUAGAAAUAUUUGAAUUAGUAUAUUUUUUAAUCUCAAAAAUUUAGUUACCAAAGUAGAAAGGCUAUGUGUGUGUAAUAAAACUAUAUUUUAUAUAGACAUAAUGGAUUAUGUAAUUUUAUACUUUUGCUGUUUAAAUGCUAUUCAAUAAUUGUUUGUUUUGUUUUGUUUUCAUAGUAAUUAAGUCUUAAUUGUUCCCUUUCUUACUAAACAUUUAGAAAAUCAUCUCAAUUUUAGAAAGGUGAAUGAUUUUUCAAAGAUGUUUUCCCUGGCCAUAGGAAACCACUGUGUAAUCAAACUGCUUAUUUAGACUAAGUGGAAUGAAUAUGAGUACUGGAUUCCUCUGCUGAAUGUUAUUGCUACGUAAAGAAGGAUUCUAAAAGUGUUAACUCUUUUUUUUUCUUUUUUUUUUUUUUACUAUUCAGAAAUCUUUAGUUAGACAUGACUAGUGCUGCUUCAGAAUUUAAAUUAUCUGAAAUGUUUAAAGUAAUACAGGUGUUGGGUGUGUCUAAGUAGCAAUCCUAUGGCUUAAGUAUUCCUACCAGUGUGGUUAUUGCAAUCAAAAAUCUAUUUUCAGUCCCUGUCUUCCUUCUUGCCUUCUUUUUCCCCCCUUUCCCUCUAAAGGGCUCUUCCAUUGUGAACUAAUGUAUAUGCAACAAAAUUCAUUUAUCUUCUCUCCACUCCUCCAGCUCCAACCCUCACCCCUCACCCCUCACCCCCAUCCCCUGCUACAAAUUUGGAUAGGUAGCUCCCUCUGAUUCUUUGAGUCUAAUAAUAACUAAGAAAGUAAUACAGUAGACCUUAAAGAUGUACAAGAUAAUCUUUAUUUAAAUUUAGAUACUUACAGAAAUAUCUAUAAAAUAUUUCUUUGAAACCCUAUUUAUUCUGAACUAGCACGCCCCUUUUUGGGGGGAAGGGAUUGCUUUUCUCUCUGAGAAAAGCAAUUUGACUAAGUAUAGUUAUCUAACCCAAGCUGGGCUAAUCUUACUUUCUAAUCUUUCCUGACAUUGUGGUUGCAGUAAGUACAGAGAUGUGACUCAAAUCAGCCAGUGUCUUUCCAAGAAUUUUCAAUGUGAAAUUAAGGUAUCACAGAGCUGGGAAAAUACAAGCCCAAGAAAUGCUGGCAACCAUGGUUUAGCAAAGCUCAGAAAAGAAUAAGGCUGACCUGGAUACUGAUAAUGGCAUUCUUGUGGUUCCUGAAAACCAGUGGCAAUGCUACAAUUUUUGUAAUUUGAUUGCAUGAAGCAAUUGUCAUUUGCAAAAAAAAUUUCAAAAUGAGCUUAACUGGUAUUGGAAUCCAUCUCUUAUGAAAUUGACUUAGAUGAUUUCAUCUUUUUAUGUGCAAUAUCACAUUCAGUUACUUGGAAAGAAUACAUGGAGUAUAGGUGAGCCUGUGGCUAUUGAUUGCUCUCAGUGAUUACUGAAGAGUCUUGGAGUAAACAAACUAGUUCUAGUCUUGGUAUUUCAUCAGGAAUUUAUUUGUGAUACAAAAUUCAAUUAUAUUUUGUUUAUUAUCAAAAUAUUACUAGGUAUUACAAGAUGUGAAUCUAGUAUAAGACAAUGAGUUUCAAAUAAGACACUGUUACAUAAUAACUAGUGUUUCCCAGUUUCCUUAUAUGUAAACAUUAGAAAAAGCAACACCCCCCCACCCCCCACCUCCCCACCACCACCACAUUACACACACAAACAAGGAAGACUGGGAAUAGAAAAGGUAAGACAAUCAAUGAAGAAAAGUAUCCAAAAGAAUAUAUAUAUAUGUAGUAUCCAUCUCAAAAGUGGGUUCAUUGAUAAGACUUCUCGUAAAUCAGAUUUUUAAAAGAAUAUAUAUUUUUUUAGUUGUAAGAUGGACACAGUACCUCUAUUGAUUUAUUUAUGUGGUGCUUCACACAUGGUAGGCAAGAGCUCUAUCGCUGAGCACAACCCUACCCCCACUCCCACACCCCCACCCUAGUAAAUCAGAUUUAAAAGAUUUUUUUAUUUUCCCAUUUCUGUUCAUUUUUUGAUUAUAUUAUUUAGGGUCCUAUAUUUCAAACUAUUUAAGGAAAAGAUAAAUUUGUUUGAAAGAUAUAUUGAUCAAAUGUAUUGCUAUUUGCUGUCAGAUUUGGUGGGCAGGAACCAAGAAAGUGUCAGAGUCAAGGAGGAGAAAGUGAAGAUGUAACCAUGAUGGAUGUCAGGAGUGUCUCAGGACAGAAGCUAUGUGUAUACCUGUAAGUCCUGAGUAAAAGGGUAUUGAACAGUUAUGCACCCCACAAUAGAUUGGGCUUUACCUCUGCUCAAAUAAGGAAGAUGUGACUCCAGGAGUGGGCGUCACCUGAUGGGGUUGAAUUACACCCACCUGUUCCUUUGUAAUCCUACCCCUUUUCCCUUUUUGGGAUAGAAUGUUCCAUGGAACCUCCCUUUGUGAGUCUUCUAUAUAAGAAUAAAGAAUUCCAGUGGCUCUCUCUUUUUCCAUGGACCCCUAAGGUCACAGAACCAUCCCCAGAUUUUGAAAAGGUACUUGGUAUUUCUGUGUGUUUGCAUGCUUUCUUUGCUGUUUCUUAAGUAAUUGGAAUAGAUUGUUGUGAACCCAGCAUAGGUUGCUUGCUUAAAUGGAUCAAGAUAGAUGGGUUCGCUUCCUUGGUGUGUACAAAGUUAGCAACAACCAGGAGGUAGAAGUGAAGAAAGGUGUUAUUGUUUGUAGCAAGUAAGGGGAACAUGGGACAACUCUCAAAGCAGCGUGUCCUGGAACAAAGGAAACAAGGGACUUUUGCAUAUUCAUACUGGAAAAACUUGUCAUUGCAUGCAGAGGCAGACACAUUCUUGGGCAUGUUCAGUCUGAGAUCAUGCUUUAUACAGUGUUCCAUGCACUUUUUCUUGUCUGAAGAAAGGGUCUUGUCUGAAACUAAUAACUUAAAAGGAUGUUAGCAUCAGCAGUAGCUUUCUUUAUAAGCAGAUGCUUAAUGCUGUAAGUUCCUGCCUGGCAACUAACAAAGGACUGAUAGUGGGAAUAGCCUGGUCAGAAUGAUGAGUCUUUUCUGCCCUUUCUUCUUGGGCUUUGGAAGAUAGGUUCAAGGUUCAUAGUCAUCAGAGAGAGUUACCAGUUUACCAAAAUUAGGUCUCAUGCCUCAUGUCUCUCAAUUAUCUUUUGUAAUUGAAGGCAGCAUCCAAAAUUCUUUUGGAAUGGGUGACUCAUUAUUAAGCAACUGAAAAAACAACAACAGAAUUUUGCUAUGCUUUACUCUUGGCUGGUCAGUGUCCAUACAUAACUUUCCUUUCAUACUCAAAGUUAGAAAAGUGCUCAUGUGUAAAUGCAGCCAUUGCAUGCCUACAUCUAAUACCUAGACCAAGAUCUUCAAAUUAUGUCCAUUCUUCUACUUUUGCUAUGUUCUUUGAUAGUUUGCAAAUUAUGUUAUCAUUUUAAUACUAAAGGAUAGAAAAGAGAUGAGAAAUUUACAUGUUACAUAUGACAGAGCAAGAAAAUAAAAAUGCUGUCCUAUUUAAGCACUGGAAGGUCAUGAGACCUUCCCUUUUAUUUAUUUUAUUAACUAGUUUUCUUCCUUAACCUAGUGACCUGACACAUCUAAGCUCUUGUUGGUUCAUUUUUGCCACUGUGUAUGGUAGUAUAAGGACAUUCCUCAGUGUCCUCAGUUUUUCCUCUAUAUUCCUCCUUGUUCUCAUUGAGUAGCAGUUACUGUAUUAUAAGGUUAAGACACCAAAUUUACCUGAAGGUUUUUUUUUUUUGCUUGAUUAUCCAUUGGAUAAAGAAUAUAAAAUUACCAUGUGGCAGUUUGAAUUCUUUUGAACUCCUUUCUCCAAUACUAAAAUCUUUAAAGCUUCACAGUCCAGAGUCAGAGAAAAAGCAAAAGGUUUAUGAGUGGGUCAUAUGUAACAGAGGCAUUAGCCAAAUGCCAACCUCUUGGUUCUUGGAUCUAUGGUUUAUAACCCAUGGGACAAAGAGCAUGAAAUAGAAGUUGCUGGAUAAAAACUUAUGCUGCAGCAAGAAUAGACCCCUAACUUUAAAUCUUUCAACUAGCUUUAGAACUAAGUUUUUAGUACAUUAUUUUUGUGUUUAAAAACAGCAGCUGAAAAUAAGAGAUGUCAAAAAAAAAAUCUUACCUCUUGUAGUAAGUUCAUUGACCAAGCAUGUUGUGGAAAUCCAUGAUUAUGUAUAAAUUAUUAAGUAAAUCCAUAAAUAGUGGUGCUGCCAGAGAUGGAAGUAAAUCUAAGACUAGUAAGGACAAAGGUCGUGUAGUGCUACUCCUUCAAAUGCUAUUAAUUGAGUAUCCAGCAGCUGACUGAUUGCCCAAAGAUCAUGUUAUCAAGCCUUAUUAUUUUAUUAUGAUGUCUUUUUUAGACUUUAUUAUGUACAUAUACCUAGACUGAACUUUACACUUACCAGGUACUUUGUAAUUAUUUUACCAGGUACUUUGUAAUUAUUUAUAGCACUUAUUGAACAUCUAAUCUAUACCUAGAAUUGCAAAUUCUUUUAGGGAAAUUUUUUUGGAAAAAUGGCUUUAUGUCUUGUGAAUCUAAUUAAUAUGUAAGUAUAUAACAAUAAAGCUUACUGUAAACACCUAAGUAGAUAUUUUCCACACUAGUACAAAUAUCUGUUUAUACAAUACUGAAAAAUUUUUAAAACUCUAAAAAGCUAAAUGGAAUAUUUAAGCUGGGCAUGGUGGUAUAUGCCUAUGGCUCUGGAGGGUCACAAGUUCAAGUCCAGCCUGGACAACUUAUACCCUGUCUCGAAAAAAAUUUUUUUAAAGAAUAUGUAAUAAAUGUGAUGUUUAAAACAUUUUUAUGUCCUUUUAAUCUAAUGCUACUGGACUGAGCAGAUAACUGGUGUGACUAAGGGACAUAUAAUUUAUUCAUAUUUUCAUAAAUUAAUGUCAGAACAAGCUUCCAUAGUAUUUUGAAUUAUUUACUCCCUAGUAUUGUGCAAAAUAAUGAGUCAUUUUUCUGUACAGAAGUGUCUAACAAUAUGAAAAGUUUCAUCAAAAUCAAUGCUUUUAUUUCAGCUGAAAAACUUGUUUCAGAGAUAUAAUUAAUCUAUGGGAAUAAAAGCUCUGGAGAGUAA